Molecule: messenger RNA, 1872 nt
Organism: Eufriesea mexicana
Lineage: Eukaryota; Metazoa; Arthropoda; Insecta; Hymenoptera; Apidae
Exons: 6
Coding region: 4-1872 (622 amino acids)
Molecular function (GO): protein binding; metallopeptidase activity
Source: RefSeq, a predicted model, not a curated record
AAGAUGGAAACAGCAUUAGUUGCAGAGCCUAUGGAAGAUAGCCCUGAGAAAGUUCAAACAAGUCCUCCAAUACAAGUAGUAAGAGUACCAGUAAAACACGCGAACCUUGGAAUAAGAAGUCAUGCCAUGGAUAUGAGUACAAUGGUAGAACUUACUUCUUUUAGCACACUUGGAAAAAUACAGCCUUUUUUAGUUACUAUAACAACUACUGCAGCUUUGUUGGUAGAUCUACAUUGUCAUUUAACAGAUAAAGAAGUUUGUGGCUAUUUAGGUGGUCACUGGGACAUUAAUUCACAUAAUCUAUCUAUAACAACUGCCUUCCCAUGUCGAUAUUCUGGUAAAGAUAAAUCAGCUGCAGCUGCAGUUGAAGCCGAAAUUGCAAGAGCUAUGGAAUGGAAACGUGUGACUUUAGUUGGAUGGUACCAUUCUCAUCCUAGGUCCCAUGCUUCUCCUUCUCUUAGAGAUGUUGAUUCUCAAUUGGAUUAUCAAAUUAAAAUGAAAGGACCGAGUGAUAAUGGUUACACACCAUGUGUUGGUUUAAUAUGUUCACCUUACAAUACAGAUGGCAGCUGUUAUGAGUCAAAUUUUAAUGUUUUUUGGUCUCUACCACCUCCAGAAAAUCGGCCUCAUGAAUAUCCAAGACCAAUGCUUUUGAGUUAUACACUAUCUCAGGAGCAUUUCCUUUCUCAAGAUACAUUAGAGGAAAUUAGAAGAUGUAUAGAGUAUUAUAGAAGUGAAGGGGGUAUUGAUUUUACUGCCAAUUUUAAUAAUAAUACCACUUAUCUUGAACGUUUAAGAUGUUCUUUAGCGUCCAAAUUACCCGGUCGUAAUAGAUCGAACGGUUCAUAUUGGGAUGUGAUUAGAGAAAUGAUUUGUCCUGGUUCUGAAGAUGGGGCAUCACCUGAAUUUCUAGCCAUGAAAUUUCCAUUGGUGCCAGUCACAGAAUCACUUGUACCGUCAGUUCCACCAGGAGUUGGCCUUGCACCUAAUAAUGCAGCAGUCUUCCUUACACCUGUAAAUUUCAAGCCUGAUGGUGCUAUAAUUACUCCAGCAUCAAAACCUUUUGUGAUGCAACCAUCUACUUCCAGAGAUAAUAUUAAAAAAGAUAUUAUAGCUACAGAUACUGCAUCCAUCACACAAUUAAAGGAUGGUAACUCUACAUCUAAACAACAUAUGUCAGCAUCAGAUGUGAUGCCUAGUUUUCAAUCCGGGGAGCUUACAGUUUCUGUAAAAAAUGCUAAAUGCGAUUAUGAUUUCGCACCUACUGAUUUUUCAAAAGUAUCCAAUCCUCUCGGAACCGAUACAGGAAUCAAUAAAACACGAUCAUCCACAACACCUGAUUUCCCUUUAGCCGAUAUAACGCAACAAAUUUCAAAAUUCUCAGAUCUAUCAAAAUUAGCUAAUUUUUCUACAGCAGACCUAGCAAAACUCUCUGGAUUUCCUAUUCCAGAUUUUGCAAGAACAUCGUCACCAUCACCAUCUGCAUAUAUGCGUAAUAUUGCGAAUUUGUUUGGUCCAAUCGGUAAAAUUUCUCCAGCAAGAGAUAUUGAAUCGAACGAACGUAAAUCAAAUGAUUUUGGUAUGGUUGAUCCUAUUCAAUCUCCGUUCAAAUCGACUAGUGGAUCUACAGAAACUUGCAGAAACUUUUCUGCGGUUCCAGAAGACUAUUCGACUGAACGAAAAAAGAUGGAAGUACAAAAUGAUACUGUGAAGCUCAAUCGAUCGAAUGAAUAUCAAGGAACUGAAGAUUUAUCAAUUUCUAAAUCAGAAUUUGGUGGAAUGUUGGAUAUGACCACAAUGCAUAAGAAGCAACAACAAUCACAAGCUAGUGAUAUGGGCGAUUCAUUAAAUUUAUCGAAAGAUCGUCAAUAA